Messenger RNA from Nicotiana attenuata, 2928 nucleotides. RefSeq lists its product as uncharacterized. NCBI's taxonomy places the organism in Eukaryota, Viridiplantae, Streptophyta, Magnoliopsida, Solanales, Solanaceae. The transcript has 9 exons. The coding region runs from base 482 to 2623 and encodes 713 amino acids. The record is from RefSeq and is a predicted model, not a curated record.
AUUUAACAAGGAUUUAAUAUUCAGAACCAACAAUAUGUCAUGGAACAGCCUAUAUUUUUACAUAUUCACGAUCUAGGAAACCUAUUUUCUUUAAUGUAGUAAUUAAUUUAAAGUGAUUACAAAUGGAAAUGUUUAUAAUAUUUUACAAAGAAGGGACACUCUUGGUUCCAUUGAUUCCUGGUUGGGCUGACAGUGGCGGCGCGUGGAAUUAUGUUUAGUAACUCAGCGGCAGCGCGUGGGAAAGUAUUGGCUUUUUCUCGUUCUUUGUCGCAAGCGCAGAUAAAAAUGGCGCGUUUACGGUUCGAAGCGUCCAUUAAUACUAAGCAACAGUCAAAGAAAGAGAACAAAGCUCGUCCGAAUAUAGAAAAAUUCGGAGGAAUUCGACUUGGUUUUCCCAUUCGGAUCGGCCCCUCUGAAAACAUACCUACCUCACGGUGAUAUUGAUCUGACUGCCAUUACGUCUCAAAAUGAUGAUGAAGAUAUGGCAAAAAGUGUUUGUGAUUUGCUUAAAAGAGAAGAAUUAAAAGCUGGUGACUUUCUGGUUGAGGAUGUCCACUACAUUCCUGCUCAGGUGAAGAUUGUAAAGUGCUUCGUGCAGCAUAUCUCUGUAGACAUCUCCUUUAAUCAAGUGGCAGGACUCUGUUCUUUGAGCUUCCUUGAACAGGUCAACCAUUACAUUGGGAGAGGCCAUCUUUUUAAGCACAGCAUUAUCUUGAUCAAAGCCUGGUGCUACUAUGAGAGUAGGAUUCUUGGUGCUCAAUCCGGAUUGAUCUCAACUUAUGCAUUAGAGAUACUGGUCUUGCAUAUAAUUAAUCGGUUUCAUUCAUCUGUAGAUGGCCCUUUGGCGGUCUUGUAUAGGUUCUUGGACUACUAUCACACAUUUGAUUGGGAAAAUUAUGGCAUCAGUAUAUAUGGUCCAGUUGCAAUUAAGUGCCUACAAGAUAUUGUUGGUACCUUUCCAUGCCAUUUGGUCACAAUAGAGACACCAACAAGCUAUGGGAAUGAGAUGCUUCUUAGUAAGGAACUUCUUGAUUGCUGCCUGAAAUGUUCGAUGGAUCAAAUGAGGGUGGACAAGUGUAAAGGACAAGUCUUCUUGCUAAAAUAUCUUAACGUAGUGGAUCCUCUGAAACAGUGUAAUAACCUUGGACGGUGUGUUACCAGAGGCAACUUCUAUCGUAUAAGAUAUGCUUUAUCCCAUGGAUUUCAGACUUUAAGAAAGAUCCUCACCCUACCAGAAGAAAAAGUGUGUGGUGGACUAAAAAAGUUCUUUGUCAAUACCCUUGAACUCAAUUCGGAUGGACGACGAUCGGAUGUCGAUGUACGUGCCAUGUUAUCUUGUGCUAGAUCUGAAGUCCUUAGUUUAAAUGGGGAGUACAACAGUCAUAUCAACUAUCUCAGGCACUAUCAAUGUUCUCAGAAGCUUGGUUUAAAUGUUCCUUUGCAUUCAAGCUCUCAAAUAUCAUCUUCUCAGUUCCAGGGCAAUAUGCAAAAGACGUCGUACGGUGGAAAUUUCCAAUACCCAGGAACAAUUAGAUGUAUCUCAACCUCCCCCUGCUAUCCAAAUAGCCCUCAUUUAUUUGGUUCUGCUUUCAGUGCAAAUGAACCAUCAGCGUUUCGAGGAAUGGAGUUAUACAAUCCUUUUGGGAGCACUGUAAUGGACUCGAGGCAAAGAGGAAGAGGUAUAUCCCUUCCCAGUUUUAAUGGUGAGUUGGAUCUGCAGCGGAUGUACCAUUGUUUCCCUAAAUUUGUAAUUGAGGAAAAUUUACCAAACGUUUGUAGAGAUUCCCAUGAUAUGCAUAUAAAAAAGGAUAUGAGCGAGCAAAGUGGUAUACAUGGUAUUGAGAUAGAUACUAAGGAAAAGGUGAAACUGCAAGGAGAAGGUAUUCGCCAUUCAGAAAUUGGAGAAACUAGCGAUUGCAUCACUGGAACUGGUCUAAAAGAGAAGUCUCAAGAAACAGAAAUCUGUAUCUUCAAUUCAAAUGUUGACGAAACUGCAGCUGCACAAGGAAUAAAUACAAGCUCUGAUGCGAAAUCCUCAGACAUGUAUAUUUAUGUACCACAGAUGACAACAAAAGGCGGAACCAAGUCUGAAGGCACAUUACUUAAAUCUGAUCUGGAUACUGGGCGAUUAUACAUUUUCUCUGAGGCUGGCAAUGAUCAGGGACAUAGUAACUUUGAUCUUUCACAGGAAGACUUCCCAGGUCUUCCAAGCUGUAAAAAGAUGGGAGAAAGUCAACAAUUUGUUCAACCUGUUGCAGAGUCCCAACGGUCAUGGAAACCCUCACCAUGCAAAGAGAAUGAAUAUGGGACUUUUGGCACACAACCAAUUGUUGCAUCAAGAUUGCAUUCAUUUGAACCAAUGAAGCAGCUCACUGACGAUGAAACUCCCACACAACCAAUGGUUGCAUUAAGAUUGCAAUUAUUUGAACCGAUGAAGCAGCUCAGUGAGGAUGUUAUAUCUAAGGAGCCUGACCUUGGAGUGGCCACUUUCACAACUCAAGCAACAUUAAAUGCAUCACCACUUGAUGAAGAAAUGGUUAUGAUGCAGCAAUACUGUCUAGAUGAUAACAAGGACUUUCCCCCUUUGUGUCACUGUUUGAAGAAAAGCUACCCUGAACAAUGAUGUCAAACAUGAAUUAGAAUGAUGUGUAAAGUCUUUUUUCAGUUAGGAAAUGUCUUGUUACUCGUAUGGCAUUUUCUUGCACACUUUUAAAAGUGCAGUCAUAUUGGCCAUAUUGAUAUUUGGUGUUGGGGUUCCGGGCAGGUUUGCUAAUAUUAAAUAAGGCGUUUUGGUUCAAAGCCGAUUUUGUGGUGCUUAUAAGUGCGUAAUUGCCUGUAAACAUAUGUAUUUUUACUUUAAUUUGUUUUCUUUCACGCACAAAGUUAUUUCCAAGAGGGACAGAAGAGUUGAUAGAAUCUCCUAACUAU